AUGUCCUCUUCUCGGCCUGUUGUGCCCCGGCCCUCUGCUAGUCUAGUCAUUAUCAAUAAGCGUAAUGAAGUUCUGCUUGUACAUCGCAACCCCAAGGCUAGUGCGUUUGGAGGCGUACAUGUCUUCCCGGGGGGAAACUACGACCAAAAACAGGACACCUCAUUACCCAUGACGGCGAUCCGGGAAACAUUCGAAGAGUCUGGUUUACUUGUUGGCGUCACAGGCUCGUCCCUUCCAACGGGUCCCGUCCUCGAAGCAGCACGCCACAAAAUUCAUUCCCAGAAACUCCUCUUCCAAACAUUCCUCGACGAGAAUCAGCUCUCGACUCAAACGGGGACCCACAGACGCUUCCACGCCCGUUUUUACGUCGCGUUUCUAGACUCAGCUGCUUUUUCGUCUUCUGGUUUCUCAUCGGGAUACAAGGAGGAGCAAAUCCCGAAGCCAGGCGAGUGGAAGUCAUUUCGGCACGUUUCUUGCAUCCCCGAUGACGCAUUAGCCGAGUUUAACGACGGGAAGGUCAUUUUCAUGCCCCCGCAGUUCUAUAUCUUGUAUACUCUAGCAAGUAUUCUGCGGGGAAAUAGGAACUUACCUGAGCAGAGGGAUAAGGUAGCGCAGUUAUCGCGGGGAUUAUUUGGUAGGAUGGGAAUACUCACGUAUGAGGGAGACGAAACCCGUGGAGGGUCAAAAGGACGUCUGCAUCGUGCAGCUCUGUCAUUGACCACUCGGAUAGUCCUUCAACGUAACUUUGAUAUCUUCACCGAGAUUGAAGCUAAUGCAUUUGAACAAUCAUCCAAACUGUAA
Molecule: messenger RNA, 801 nt
Organism: Desarmillaria tabescens
Lineage: Eukaryota; Fungi; Basidiomycota; Agaricomycetes; Agaricales; Physalacriaceae
Exons: 6
Coding region: 1-801 (266 amino acids)
Cellular component (GO): mitochondrion
Molecular function (GO): hydrolase activity, acting on acid anhydrides, in phosphorus-containing anhydrides
Source: RefSeq, a predicted model, not a curated record